Messenger RNA from Aspergillus pseudonomiae, 1082 nucleotides. RefSeq names its product DASH complex subunit DAD2. The coding region runs from base 156 to 590 and encodes 144 amino acids. Gene Ontology annotation, biological process: attachment of spindle microtubules to kinetochore; mitotic cell cycle. Gene Ontology annotation, cellular component: DASH complex; mitotic spindle pole body; mitotic spindle. NCBI's taxonomy places the organism in Eukaryota, Fungi, Ascomycota, Eurotiomycetes, Eurotiales, Aspergillaceae. The transcript has 3 exons. The record is from RefSeq and is a predicted model, not a curated record.
ACGGACUUUAGUUAACUAGUAACUACCACCGACGUAUUACAUACUCCGUAUCUCUGACAAUCUACCGUUGUGGAAGUUAUCAUCUGAUUUGAAUCCAGAGAUAAGAAACUAUCUUUUAGGUACUUUGCUCGACUAACUCGGAUACCGUUGUUGAUAUGACCUACAUGUCGCGACCUACAUCAAUGCUUCCGUCAGUGUCUUCUACAGGUUCAUCUUUUCGUCAGCCAAGUACUCACCAUGCUGCGCCGCAGCAAUCGUCGGCCCUGGCAGCCCGAAUCGCGUCGAAGAAGGCCGAGCUAGAUAAUCUAAAGCAACUUCACGAAAUGAGUGGUGCGCUAGCGAUGCAAAUGCAAGUGUUAGAAGAGAAGAUAGGGACGCUUAAGGAUGGCACAGAAGCUGUUGCCUGCGUUCUUGCUAACUGGGUCAAUGUUCUGCGGUCUAUUAGCAUGGCCUCUACAGAAGCUGUAACUGUUCAAAGACCAAUAACGCAAAAUACCAACACCUUGUCUGAGGAUGAUAAAGCAGUUGAUUACCCCAUGCCUGCGACUCUAGUCCGAAUCCCAGCAGAAGCAGUAACGACGAGAGAUUAAUGCACGGCUUCUGUUAAACCUGCAGUGUUCAUUAUAAGUUGUGCCUCUUCUGGUACCGCUGUACAAAAUUAUAAACACCAUGACACAAGGCCAAUAAAACUGAUACUGAGCGCUCGUUUUAUAAACUUAAUACAUUGUUGGACUUACUAUAGUGUGGCUCAAGCAACAGGGGCAUACUAUAUACACUGAUUGUUAUCUUGUCCUGGAAAACUGACAUGACGGGUGCAUCAUUGUAUAUUUCACUCCGGCUGAAAUAGACAACGAGCCCGGUUUAUGGAUAAGUGAGUUGUUUCCUGUUUACCUGUUAAUAUAAACCGGGACAGGGUAUGCAAUUCUUGUAUAACUCAGCCAGCAUGCACACAUACCAUUGCCAAUGUCUAUAACGAGAAAUCUCGAUAUGUAUUUCCCAAUGACAUGUCUAUCCUAGAAUAGGGAGACUAGAGAGUAAGCCUGGGGAACUUAUGAACUGGUCAAAGUAGCAGAUUAACAAAG